This is a messenger RNA of Gambusia affinis (western mosquitofish), 2359 nucleotides long. RefSeq names its product organic solute transporter subunit alpha-like. Gene Ontology annotation, biological process: transport. The transcript has 8 exons. The record is from RefSeq and is a predicted model, not a curated record. Gene Ontology annotation, molecular function: transporter activity. The coding region runs from base 288 to 1274 and encodes 328 amino acids. NCBI's taxonomy places the organism in Eukaryota, Metazoa, Chordata, Actinopteri, Cyprinodontiformes, Poeciliidae.
UCCUGUCUUUGAUGUUUCCCUAAUUACUAUGACUCAAGGCUGUGAAUGAAUAAGCAACAGUUACCGGCGUUUUAACGCUAACCUGUGACCUGUAGGUCAUCCUGCUUCAUUUCAUCGCUCAUGCUUGGAGUGUAAAAGGCAAGGUUGCUUCAGUAACCAGAAUCUACUUGCAAUGUGAAAGGAGCAGCGGAUUGCCUCUUACGUUUUUUACUUUUUAUUUUUACCACUGGUUCUAUUCCAAGCCUCAGUCAAUUAAUAGAAGUUUUUAGGAAGAGCAUCUGGCCACCAUGGAUGAAGCCGCGGAAACCACCGUUGAUCCGGCGUGUCUACAGGAACCUCCACUGGCUCUGGACAUGCUCGUGCAGCUAGAUGUGUUUGGGAUUUGCCUCUACUCCAUGCUCUCCUUCAUGUCCUUCAUUACCCUGCUGCUGUACCUGGAGCAGUGUGUGUACAUUUACAAAAAGGUGUCCUAUCCCAAGAAGACAAGCAUUAUCUGGAUAAGUGGUGCUGCACCAGUCAUCGCCACCAUGGCCUGCUGUGGGAUGUGGGUUCCCCGCGCCGUUAUGAUCACAGACAUGGUGUCAAACUGCUAUUUUGCAGUUGUGGUGUACAAGGUUCUGGUUCUGCUGGUUGAGGAACUUGGAGGCACCAGUGAUUUUCUACAAAGAUUUUCUGGGAAACCCUUCAGGAUCAACACAGGACCCUGCUGUUGCUGCUGCGCCUGCUGUCCUCGAGUACCAAUGUCACGGCGGAUGUUAUUCCUGCUGAAGCUGGGAGCCAUACAGUACGCAAUCCUAAAAACAGUUCUCUCUAUCCUUUCUGUUGUUCUCUGGACGAACGGCACCUUCGACCUAGCUGAUCUAGAGAUCACUGGAGCAACCAUUUGGAUCAACCCGUUCAUUGGUGUUCUCACCAUCAUCUCCCUUUGGCCUGUCGGUAUCAUCUUCAUGAACACCAACAUCCUUCUGCGCAGUCUGAAAAUUAUUCCCAAGUAUGCCAUGUACCAACUCAUCCUUAUCUUGAGUCAGCUCCAGACGUCCAUCAUCAACAUCCUGGCCUUAAACGGAUCCAUCGCCUGCGCCCCUCCUCUCUCCUCUCAGGCUCGUGGAUCCAUGUUGAGUCAGCAGAUAAUGAUUAUGGAGAUGUUCAUCAUCAGCCUCGUCACCCGGUCUUUGUACCGCAGAAUGUAUAACCCACUUCCCUCUGAGGAGCAGGACAAUGAGCAGAACAGCAAGGCGGCCCUGAAGGCGGCUCUGGAGGAGCAUGAUGUUUAAGAGGAAGACGGAAUAUCAGCACCUGUCGCUGACAUGUAUAUGGGUUAGAAAAUUUGAUAUUUACAUGUUUUGGCUUAUGAUGUUUAAAGACAGGGUGCUUAUUAUUUAUCAAGGUACAAUUUUGAGUAAUUUUAAAAACAAUUUACAGGACACUUUUCAAAGUGAAUUGUUUCUAGUUUAUUAUUUUUUGUAUUUAGGUGAUGAAAUUUUCUUUCUAAAUAAUUGCAAUAUAUGGACCCAAGACAAAGUCCUGACGACUGCGCUAAAAGGGGAAUGGUUACUUCUGAGUAUAAGUAAACAACCAAACACAAACCCACUACUCCAGUGGCCACUUUUCUGAAAAAAAACAAACAAAACAAAAACAAAACCAAAAAACUUUUCAGUCAGUAAUUUAUUAGACCAACUAAAAAUUUUGUUUUGUAUUUAGUCUCAAACUUUACAAAUGGAACUUUUUAGAUGCCUCAGUUGGAUUUGAGUAUAUUUCAGAUUUUCAGCUAGACAUGAUUACAUUUGGAUUAUAUUAUUGAAAAAAAAACAGACUGUAACAUUAAGUUACUGACCAACCUCAGCGUCAUUAUCUAUAUAUAUCUUCACAAAGUUCUUACACAAAAGAAAACUUGUUUCAUGGGCAACUCAGUUUAUGACUUCCUGGCGAAUGUUACCUCCCCCAGGACAUGCUGCCCUGGGCAAAAAGCCAUCUCACUCGUGUCAAAAACAGCCAUUAAAGUUCAGGGGAAAAGUAUUUUUGGCCAAUCACAUUGAUCCACUGGAUUUGUUUGCCUUAUUCCUUCUUGUGUAAAUUUCUCUCAGAUAGUUAUUAAGUGACAUUGAGCAAAUCCUCAGGGAGCAGAGUCUUUUUUUGAAGUUCAUAAACUGACAACGUUUGGGUUUACAUUUGAAUAAAGAUUACUUGUCUAAAACAUAUUUAUAUUCAGUUAUGUGCCUGAUUGUAUGCGUCAGUAAGAAAUUGUGACUAUGAGGUGUGAUCUAAAAUGGCGACUAAUUUUGUAUUAAAGUGGGAAAAGCACUGAAAAACUUAAAUUUUUGUUUUUUUAUUGUAGUUGUUCAUUAAAGUUUAAAGUUUC